This is a messenger RNA of Neltuma alba, 1427 nucleotides long. RefSeq names its product 2-methylene-furan-3-one reductase-like. Gene Ontology annotation, molecular function: zinc ion binding; oxidoreductase activity, acting on the CH-CH group of donors, NAD or NADP as acceptor. The transcript has 4 exons. The coding region runs from base 145 to 1113 and encodes 322 amino acids. The record is from RefSeq and is a predicted model, not a curated record. NCBI's taxonomy places the organism in Eukaryota, Viridiplantae, Streptophyta, Magnoliopsida, Fabales, Fabaceae.
UAGCGUUCACCAACUCAUUUUCAGUCUAGAAUCUGCAUUGCUCCCCGUCUCUGUGGUGAUAAUCCUCAGUCGUCCUGUAGAGAGGGUCUGUUUGAUUCUCUGCCAUUUCUCUCCUCACCGCCAUUCUUCUCAGAUACAAUCCAUAUGGCUGCUGCUCCUACUCCUGCCAUACCGUCUCACAUGAAAGCCUGGGUCUAUUCUGAAUAUGGUAAAUCUUCUGAUGUUCUCCGCCUUGACCCUAAUUUUCCUUUACCCCACCUCAAGGACGACCAGGUUCUCCUCAAAGUCGCCGCCGCUUCCCUUAAUCCCGUUGAUUACAAGAGAAUGGCUGGCUUUUUCAAGGACACUGACUCUCCUUUACCCUGUGUUCCUGGAUAUGAUGUUGCUGGAGUGGUGGUAAAAGUUGGGAGUGAAGUGAAGAAAUUUAAGGCUGGGGAUGAAGUAUAUGGUGACAUUAAUGAGAAAGCUUUGGAUCACCCAAAGGUGGUUGGAUCUCUGGCCGAGUAUACCGCUGUAGAAGAGAAAGUGUUGGCCCACAAACCUCCAAAUCUGAGCUUUCCUGAGGCUGCUGCCUUUCCUUUAGCCAUGGAGACUGCUUAUGAGGGGCUCGAGCGUGCUGGCUUUUCUGCCGGAAAAUCCAUCCUUGUUCUGGGAGGUGCUGGCGGAGUUGGAACCUUUGUUAUCCAGCUCGCCAAGCAUGUUUAUGGUGCGUCGAAAAUAGCAGCGACUUCUAGCACUGGAAAAUUGGAGUUGUUGAGGAACUUGGGUGCUGAUUUGCGUAUUGACUACACAAAGGACAAAUAUGAGGAUCUACCAGAAAAGUUUGAUGUGGUUUAUGAUACAGUAGGAGAGACUGAACGGGCAUUGAAGGCUAUUAAGGAAGGAGGCAAAGUGGUAACAAUAGUACCUCCCGGAAAUCCACCGGCAAUCAUAUUUAUACUGACUUCAGAUGGGUCUAAUUUAGAAAAGUUAAGACCUCACGUUGAGAAUGGCAAGGUGAAGUCCAUACUGGAUCCUAAGAGUCCGUUUCCAUUUUCCCAGACAAAGGAAGCAUUUGCCUACCUAGAAACCAAUAGAGCCACAGGAAAGGUAGUGGUCUACCCUAUCCCCUGAACUCCGGUCCAUCACUCCCCAGAUUGUGGAAUAUGUUGCCCUUUUGUUCGAGGGAGACGAUGCAAUUCGGUAAUAAAUAUGCUCAUGAUGUAGUUGCUGUGGAUUUUACUCAGCAUCUCUAUAUGUACAUCAUGGCUGAAACAUUGUAUCUGUAUAAGCGGUUUUAUCUUGGUAUGAUACUGUUACGUUAGGUUAAUGCCAUCCGUCAACUGCCUUUAUAUGAUUGCUCGGUGAAUGUGACAUCUUCAAUGGAAUAACUGAAUUUGACAAAGUUAUGCGAUUUUGUCACUGUGCUGGGGUGUGAUUUGCCGAGU